CAUGUAUGUCCCAGCGUAGUGGUCGCCCACUAGUGCACUGCAUGUCAGCUCGCGAGCAAACACUGAUAGCGGCAUGGCCUAUGGACGCUGUAACAGGGAGAGUGUGUGCAGUAACACUACCAGUAAUUUGCCGUGGUAUAAAACCACCCAGCACACACUCGCUGUGCUGGGUUGACUGUCUUUCUAAUCUAGGUCAGUGGGUGAACGGAACCGCUGUUAGCAACGAGCUAGGAUAGAAACACUGCAAUGCCAAUGCUAAUGGAAGGUGGAGGUGAGAUUUCUUCGGCGAAGCCUCAUUUCCACCUAUCUCACCGAGCUCGACAUGACGAGGAAGACGAAAAAACUCGAUUACGGCCUCUCCGGGCUAUCGAUCUCAGCCUAUCGCAUUUGACUGGUCCAACAGCAGCAGCUGGUGGUCGUCGUUCCUUGCCUGAAAACAGUUCAUCCUCAACAACGGGUGGUGCUUCAAAUCAUGAACCACGUGUCCCUCGACUUCUACACUUCACCGCCAUCCCGUCAGCGAGAAAUAACAUCUACUCGCCACCAAGCCCUGUCGGAUUCAGCGGCAGCAGCUGUGACAGUUCACCGGAAUUCUUCUCCCGAUCGAGCCAUGUCGAACGCACCAGCAGCUCGUCGUACACGUACGAGUGCCGAUCAGCUGUUACAGAAACGGCAACAGCGGGAUCGAUCGUCACCGUGUCAGAAACAUCAACGUCCGUAUCUUCGGGACAUACAAGUCGUUCGCCGCUGCGUAGUAUACUGCGCUCGGGCUCUGGCGGCGCAACCAAACUUCAGAGAUCACGCUCGGCACCAAACGAUCGCAGGAAAACUACUGUCGACUCUGACAGCGAGGUGACAGUCAAAAUCCGUCAGCAGACACGAUCAGUAGUUUUCGGAGACGAGCGCGGCCUGCCACUAGUAUCUGUAUUUCAUUACCAAUGUGGACAUCCCUUGCGUCGGCAUAGAAGCGCUCCGGAGAACAUUUGCAAUGCCGGCAUAGGAAACAGCCGCAUCAAUGUGUCAUCAAAUUUAUCUUAUGACGACCUGUCGGAUGACGAGUUUGCGCAAGCGCGGCGGUCGAGCAAGAGCAAUGCCGAAUCCGGGCCCAGUGAUGGAGCCAGCACACUGACGAGCAAUGGACUCAUUCCCAUGAAGUACUACUUGGAUUGUCCGCAGCCCUGGUCAAGCACGGAUUUCUCCGCCCGCUUGGAAGCGAACAUGGUGUGCCUGGAGCGCCUGUCAGUCAGUGAGCAUGGAGAUGUGUUAGGCUUAGUGCGCGUGGCCAACGUAGCCUAUUACAAAAGUGUGAAAAUCAGACUGACUGUGGACAACUGGGAGAACUGCGUGGAAGUCAUUGGGAAAUACUCCAGGUCGCUGGACGAAAAGCUCGACCUGUUUACGUUCACCUACAAACUGCCUGCGGUGGGGAUAACGUUCGGUCGGGGACCUAUUGCCAUCUCAGCGCGCUCAUCGUUUGUCGUUGCACAGUUUGCUGUGCGCUACACCGUUGACAGUAAGGAGUUCUGGGACAACAACUACAACAAGAAUUAUCGCAUUGUCCGAGAAUGGAAACAUUGAGAAAAGCUGGUUGAUUUGCAAUGAGAAUUCGACACAUUUCUCAUGCAGAGAAAAUUGAUGUGUCCCAUGCUGCAGGUGUGGCGUGGAGCAGAGUACAACACUGGCUUUAUCCAGUGUGAUGACUCAGCUAGCUGUUCCAGCAGUGCAGGAAUGCAUGCAUAAUUCUUUCCUGUGCAGGAUUGUACAGGUGUGUUUUUGGGGCAACUCUGAGUCUUGAAUGCCAUGCUACAUACUGAGUGAGAGCUCACAGUGCACAACACAUACCAGCAUGCUUCCUGGCAUGGUCUGGUUUCCUCAGAGUAUUUCUUGUUUUAGCCUUUGAAAUGACAAAAAUGGCUACAUAUUCUUUGAUUGUUCGUGGCACACUAGUGAGGGCAGUGCAGUCUAAGGCACAAUGACUAUGUACCCUGUCUAUUAGCGUUAUCCAUACGUCUAUGGUUCACUUGAACACAAACUCCAUCCCUUUUUGCCUUGAACCUAAGUAGAUGCAUGGCUGAGCCUUGACAUACACUUACGCCAUUAUUUUUACUGUUAGGAAUGCAGCUUUGCAGCUUUUUUUACUUCAAUUUGCAAACCUCAGAAUUACCAGCGACAUUCCUACCGUUGAGAAAUGAAUACCGCUCUUAACAAUCUCCUGAUAUACAUGCAUUUGCAGCCACCAAAGAUCCAUCCCUAUGAUUUUUAGGCUGGGCUAGAUAUUCUAGCACUAGUGACUUUUAAAAAGAUUGCAGUUUGUGUGAUUGUUUUGGUUAGAUCGCCACAGUCUGGCAUGUGGAUGUAUUGCAGUCCAUUUGA
This is a messenger RNA of Sycon ciliatum, 2373 nucleotides long. RefSeq lists its product as uncharacterized. Gene Ontology annotation, molecular function: protein phosphatase 1 binding. Lineage: Eukaryota; Metazoa; Porifera; Calcarea; Leucosolenida; Sycettidae. The transcript has a single exon. Gene Ontology annotation, cellular component: protein phosphatase type 1 complex. The record is from RefSeq and is a predicted model, not a curated record. Bases 247 to 1578 code for a protein of 443 amino acids.